Molecule: messenger RNA, 4660 nt
Organism: Homarus americanus (American lobster)
Lineage: Eukaryota; Metazoa; Arthropoda; Malacostraca; Decapoda; Nephropidae
Exons: 12
Source: RefSeq, a predicted model, not a curated record
UGUACUCAGUUAAAUCAUCGUACUCAAAAGGUUAUAUUGUACCAUUGUGUACCUCCUGCAGAAGUUAACACGUGUUCCUUCCUCCUGCAGAACCUCCUCCUGAGCCUUGAGGACCGGGACGCCGAGGAGCUGGUCCUAGUGCUGCAGGGGUACUACCGCCUCCUGACCGAGAACCCUCCCGUCACCCACGUCAGGGAUCGCUACGCCCCCGACCAAGCCCCGCCUUAUCACUCCCGGCAUAAGGUUCAAGCCACCAGCUGGAACUACGCUACGACCAAUGAGGAGGAAGAUCCCCGCUCCAUUGACCAAUCAGAGCGCUACGUUGAUCUCAGCUUCGCGCCGCCCUACAAGCCGCCGCCAGAAGGCUAUAAGGUUGUCUUAAUGGCUCCCAAUCCUAAUAGCAACUCCGUGUAUGAAAAUGCCAAUGAGACAAACAGUGGUGCCAGUCCAACCCAACCCAACUACGCCCACCCGACUCACGCCCAUGGUACGCCCGCUCCCUCCAGCCCAGCCUGUCAACCCGCCCCCAGCGACACCAAGAAGGUACACUUUAAUCUGGCGGGGACGCAGGGUCACGGAGGCCCUCCUGACGAGCGUGUGUGUGAGGCCAGGAACGAGGAGGUGAUUAAGCGUGUGGCGGAACUACAGCAGCUGGUGGAGGAUGCUGAGAACUACCUGAGCGAUGCGGACGGCGAGACUACCGAGACGGAGAGCGUUCGAUCGGACCAAUACGGCAGACUCAAACACUCUGACUCACUCCUACUUCUAACCCAGGGUCAGAAGCUAUUGCCAAACGGCGAGGUAGUGGAGAGUGAAGAACGCUCGGGCAGUGACACGGACUCCCAGUCGACACCCACCCAGAGUCCGGCGCAUAAACCCGCUGCCAAGCCUCCGCAACGUCCCUCAUCGGUCCUCAAGCCAAGCGGGUCAUCCUUUGGCCUACACUCCCCAGACAACCUGCCCAUCACCAUGCAGAGUCGUGAAGAUGACAUCAAGGCGCUCAUCAAGCAGCUGGAGGACAACUCUGGUCUGCCCUACGCAUUCGCAGAGGGCACGCUGUAUCUUGACCCAGACAUCAUUGACCUCACCAUGAUCCCGCCCCCCAUCACACCAGACGAGGAUGGUGCCAAGGUCUUCCCUCCCCAAGUCAGCACGCCACCUACACCUUUUGCGGACCGGGAGACACUCGAGAAGGAGUUGAAAGCCCUGGAGCAAGACCUUGGUAAUCUGAGGUCACUCGCCAACCCCAGCUGGUUUGAGCAUGAUUCUCUGGCCAGUUGUUCCGAUUCCACUGUCACAGCAGGAGCAAGUGACACGGAGGACAGCACCUCCCUGAGCAGCCUCAACACCAGCAUCGUCUCCAGUGACUCCGUCUUCUCCCCACUGACCGGAGGAGCGGUAGUCAACAAAAGCUUGGGUGGCAACGGAGGAGUGAGGGGUCCAAGCUUCACCUUGGCCGCCCUACGCCAGCUCGGCAUUCACUUAGAGGAGGGCGAAGAUAUAGAUUCCUUCAUUGCAAACCUUACCAUUCCUCCACCACCUGAAGGAGCUGUGGACCUUCAGACGUGCGCGGAGAACCGUAAGAUGGGGAACGAGUACGACAUCUCUGCGUUUAUUAUCCCGCCGCCUCCAACCUCGGACGAGAAGGACAACAGGUCGUCCGACAUUAUACGGAGACUGUACGAAGCCAAAGAAGGAAUCAGUAGGAUGGUGUGCGAGGACAACAGCGACACGGAGGUCGGGGAGAAGGACCACGACAUCGGCGAGGUGCGCGUCAGCUCGGAGACGAUGGCCAAGCAUGCCAAUCUAGCGGGGAAGGUCGCAUCUCUGCAGAGGCGCUUCGAAGUUCCUCCCAGGACUGCCUACGGCAGUCCGCCUAACUCUAGUGCCUCCGUAGACAAUCGUCAGUUGCUACUGAAGCUUAGCAAAGAAAACUCUCAUUCCCCAAGUGAUUCUUCGGGUUAUGACAGUCUGAGAUCAAAUAAUUCUAAUGUAGGACAUGAACUGGAUGUGAAAUUGGCACAGGCAUUAGAGGAAAAUGAUAAGAUGUUCAAAAGUUUCGACACUCUUAAAAGAAAACAAAUGACGAGUGCCAAAAAUACCAGCGGAAGUCGGGAGAGCGGUAACGAGAGCGGCGACUCCAAGCAGCCGUCGGUCAUGGCCAGAGUACGAACCUUCAGCUCCGGGGGAAACUGGACCACCUCUUCUCUUCAGCGACCGUCGACGCUUCAGCGCCAAAUGACAGUGCCAACCAGUAAGGCAGAGGGAAAAGAGGAGGACUCUCCACCUCCCCCUCCUCCACGAACGCCCAUCACACGAACCGGCACUCUGACUAACCCAAAGAAAUCCAAGCCUUCUCCUCCCUUGUCAAAAAUCCAGAGAAGUAUAUCUAUGAGCACGGGUAACCUCUCCAAGUCCGCCUCUCAAGACGACAUGACGAGUCACGCCAGCUACGACACCAUCCUGAAGUCGCCCACCAAGAGCACCAAAGCCUCGGCCUCCAGCGAAGACGUCAGCCAAGCCAAAGCCUCCCCGGGGUCCCCUUCCAAACAAAGCGUAGCCUCCAGUAACGAUUCUCUCACGUCGUCCUCCAGUAUGGCGACCGUCAAGUCGGCCUCGCUCAAGAGCCUGGACGACGAAGAUCCUCCAGAAUUGCCUCCGAGGAACGGCUCCAAAGCCGCCACGAAACCUCCACUUCCACGAAGCUCAUCACAGGACAAUGUGAAGGCAGGUAUGCAGAACAAAAGCCUUCGUUCACCAUCACCAGCACGUAAGGCAAUAAGGAGUCCCUCGCCAGAUAACUCGGAACGGCCACCCUCGGUGCCUUCCAGACUUCGGAAGCCACAGCUCAGCCCAACUACUACUCCUACGAAUAAUCUGCCAGGCACACACCGUCCGCGUUCUUCGGGCAAAUUAACGGCUCCUUCCGGACCUACCGGCGGUAAGGCUCCCGCGAACAGUCCCACAUCUCCUCGAGGGGGUACUCGCUCCCCCCAAAAGAGUCCCAAAGUCACUCGCAAGGCUGCCGGUGCGGAGGAACCGAAGCCUCGGCUCCCCGCCAAGAAUGGUCAGUCGCCGGCUCGGAGAGUUCCCGCAUCGCCGCCGGCCACCGCCAACGGCAUCAAAAGUCCCGUGCGAACCGCCGACAAAAAUUCCACGGCUUCGAGGCUGCCCAGACCGGAUAAUUCCAGUGUGGCUCUUAAAAACAGCCUGAACCAAGAAGUCGCUCCUCUGCAGACUUCCUCGCCAAAACUCUCUCCCAAAAACAAGACGGUCAACGGCAAGACUCCAAACGGGACGGAUCCGGACGAUUCCCUGGACUCCGGCAGCUUCGAUCAAGAUUCGUUAGAAGAAGCAGAAGACAUCGAAGUGAUGCCUCCGGCGUCUAGAGAUGCCUUCCGCCGUUUUACGGGAGUGGUCGGCCAGUCCCUGAAGUCCUUGACGGAGAUGGCAGCGACCUGCGCAGAAGCUCAGCGUUGCGGCGGCACCGCCACUCAAGACGAGGCAAAGUUCCAGGAGGCCAGAGAGACUCUCACCAGCGAAUCGAGACAGUUCGUAACGGCCUCGAAGUUAUUCGUCAAGUCGGCCACGGAAUCCGAAGACACGUUAUUGCAGUGUCUGUCGACGUGUAUAAAGCUGAUGCAGCGCAUGGUGGACGUGACCCAGCAGGUGGUGCGGCACACGACCACGCCUCUCCAGACUCAGAACGUGGUAGUGAAGGUGAGGGACGUGGCCACCACCUACCAGUCCACCGUCCGGGCGGCGCUGUCCGCGGCGGGCCGCGGGAUGGACCAUCCUUCCAUGAACACCCUCAUGACUCAGGCCACCAACCUGGCCGGCGUACUCACCGCUCUCAUGCGCACGCUCAGAGUGUUCAGCCCGUGAGAUCCCCGACCGGUCGGACGUCGCAGAAUCGUGUGCAUUAUCGUAUUAUUAAGAUCGCUCUCGCAGUAAAGAGUUGCAAAAAUCGCCAUUGACAGUGCAAUGAAUGGAAACUUACAAAAGAGUACUUAAUGUAUUUACACGUUUGUAGAUAUAGAAACAAACCCGACACGCAUAAUGUCAAUCGCCGUAGCCCGACCAGCUUCUGUAAAUAACGAUAGAAAUCUCAGGUAUUAUGAACAGUCAGUGCGGAGGAGAGCGAGAGCACCGGCUCCAGAGUCGAGUGUCCGGUACGAGCGCGGACGAAGCUGGGACAGUCUGAGGGUGACGUAACAGUUAAUAGAGUUGUAUAUUUCAAUACAUUGAUAUAACAUAAUUGUGUAUAACAUAAUGCCUAACUUACCCACAGUCUCGUAUUUGACUAUAAAUUUCCAAGUGGAUGUUUGUAUCUCAAAUAUACUUAAUAUAGCAGUUAUUUCAGUUUUUUUUUAUUAUUAUUCCAAGUUUGUCACUACUUGUAAUUGUUCUCCAGAUUUUUUUUAUUUGUUGCAUUUGUUAUACAGUAUAAUUGCAACUUAUGGUUUGCUUCCAUUUUCCAUUAAUUUGUUCUUUGUCUUGUACAGUUUGAGGCCCCCUCCCCUCCCCCUCUCUUUCUUGGUGUAUAUAACUUCUGUACAGCAACAAAACUUGUCAUGUCAGCCCCAGUUAGGAGUUGUAAUUCAGUGUUUUUUUAGUGUAACUGCUGUAUUUUCUGCUAAAUAUAGUGUUACAUAGUAUA